AUGAUUGUUGGGAUCAGGGGCACGCGCCUGACUUACCCUAUGUGUAAUCCCACGGCGGAAAGAAGGUCACCCGGAUCAGAUUCCCUAUAUUCUGGUGUGGCAAAAUUUAGUAGAAAAUCCACCUCCUUGGGUGGCCAACCCACUGCUAACCUUGAUCUCAUUAAUGCAGCUUUUCCCUUGACCCGACCCCCACAGGAUGGCUGGGACUACAACACGGCAGAAGACCCGGACUUAGAUACCCCUCUCCAUGACUGCGCUGAGAUAUUGGCACAGGUUCAUGGAGUUCGGGAAGAUUUACAGGAUCACCCUCUACCAGACGCCGAGGUUACCUGGUUCACUGACAGCAGCAGCUUCAUACAUCAGGGUCAAAGGUACGCAGGGGCAGCAGUCACAACUGAAACUGAGACUGUUUGGGCAGAGCAUUUGCCAGCUGGCACCUCUGCCCAAUGGCCUGAACUUGUGGCCUUAACCAAGGCACUGACUUUGGGAAAAGACAAGAGACUAAACGUGUAUACCGGCAGCAGAUAUGCUUUUGCUACGGCCCACAUACAUGGAGAUAUAUAUAGAGAGAGGGGACUGUUAACUGCAGAGGGGAAAACUAUCAAAAACAAAGAAGAAAUAUUGGCUCUUUUAAAGGCACUCUGGCUGCCUAAACGACUAGCCAUCAUACAUUGCCCAGGCCACCAAAAACCGAUCACACCGGUGGCCACAGAAAAUAAUUUGGCUGACCAGGUGGCCCGAGAGGUAGCCUUACAGGUGAACUGUGCUUUAAUGACCACCCUACCAGACCCCGGUUCAGCUAGUUUACCAGAAAAUCCCGCCUACACUAAAGAAGACCUAAACUGGAUCCAAAAAUUACCUUUAACUCAGUGCCUUAACGGAUGGUGGAGAGCAGCAGACUGUAGCAUAAUUCUCCCAGAAGAAAUGGGAAAUAAAGUCUUAUCCAAGAUGCACCGAGCCACUCAUAUGGGCACCAGAAAAAUGCAGGACUUAAUAAGACAUGCUAGGAUCACCAUUAGAGACUCCAGGACAAAAAUUGAACAGAUAGUUGCUAGCUGUAAAGCUUGCCAACUAACUAACGCUACCAACCACGGGAAAAACCCUGGCUCCAGGACCCGCGGAACCAGGCCGGGAGACUAUUGGGAAAUAGACUUCACCGAGGUAAAGCCUGGAAAAUAUGGAUAUAAAUAUUUGUUAGUGUUUAUAGAUACCUCUUCAGGAUGGACAGAGGCCUUCCCCACCAAGCAUGAAACUGCGCAGGUAGUAGCAAAAAAGAUGUUAGAAGACAUCAUGCCCAGGUACGGAUUCCCUACCCUAAUAGGAUCAGACAAUGGACCAGCAUUCAUUUCAAAGGUAAUACAAGGGAUAGCUCAGUUUAUUGGGGCUGAUUGGAAACUACAUUGUGCAUAUAGACCCCAAAGCUCAGGACAGGUAGAAAGAAUGAAUAGAACUCUAAAAGAGACCUUAACUAAAUUGACCAUGGAGACUGGCGCUAAUUGGGUAGUCUUACUCCCCUACGCUCUGUUCAGGGUGCAGAACUCCCCAUACAAACUGGGACUAACCCCCUUUGAAAUCAUGUAUGGAGUGCCCCCCCCUAUAAUUCCCAACCUACAGUCUAAUGUGUUAACUGAAUUUGAUGAUCAUAAACUUCUUAUUUCCCUGAGGGAACUCCAGCACACCCACCAGAAAGUUUGGCCCAGACUGAGAGCCAUUUAUGAGAAUGGGCCCCCUCCUGAGCCGCAUCACUACCGACCCGGAGACUGGGUAUACGUGCGGAGACAUAAACAAGAGACCCUCCAACCAUGGUGGAAGGGACCCUACGGCGUAAUCCUAACCACGCCCACCGCUCUCAAAGUCGACGGGAUUGCUACCUGGAUCCAUUACACCCACGCCCGACCAGCUGAUCCCUUUGCGGUUUGAGAAGACUUCGUGCCAGAAGCCAACACCGCCUGGAUGGUUGACCAGAGUAAGACCCAUCCUUUAAAAUUG
Messenger RNA from Neofelis nebulosa (Clouded leopard), 1989 nucleotides. RefSeq lists its product as uncharacterized. The transcript has 3 exons. The record is from RefSeq and is a predicted model, not a curated record. Gene Ontology annotation, molecular function: RNA-DNA hybrid ribonuclease activity; RNA stem-loop binding. NCBI's taxonomy places the organism in Eukaryota, Metazoa, Chordata, Mammalia, Carnivora, Felidae. The coding region runs from base 1 to 1920 and encodes 639 amino acids. Gene Ontology annotation, biological process: DNA integration.